CGGGCGGACGGUCGGCGGGCGUGGCUCCGCAGGUAUAUAAACCCGGACCCUCCUCUGGUCAGCACAGUCUGCACCGCCGACACAACACACGCAACAUGUACAAGCUGGUGAUCCUGCCCCUGCUGUUCGCCGCCGUGUCGGCCGGCUACCUGGGAGGCGUGGCCGUGGCGCCAGCGGCCGUCGCCGCCCCCGUCGCCUACGCCGCCCCCGUGGCCUACGCCGCCGCCCCCGCCUUGGCCGUGGCCCCCGCUCUGCGCGCCGCCCCUCUGGCUGUCGCCGCCCCCGCCAUCGCCGCUCCUCUGCCCUACGCAGCUGCAGCUCCGAUCCUCAAGAUCCACUGAUCGACAGGAUUACUGCAGACGCAGAACCAUUUGUAAAUACGUAAAUAAUACGAAAUACAUAACCAAACAAAUCUAA
Schistocerca serialis cubense is the source of this 417-nucleotide messenger RNA. RefSeq names its product cuticle protein 38-like. The transcript has 2 exons. Lineage: Eukaryota; Metazoa; Arthropoda; Insecta; Orthoptera; Acrididae. The record is from RefSeq and is a predicted model, not a curated record. Bases 96 to 341 code for a protein of 81 amino acids.